Molecule: messenger RNA, 1388 nt
Organism: Vicugna pacos (alpaca)
Lineage: Eukaryota; Metazoa; Chordata; Mammalia; Artiodactyla; Camelidae
Gene: TM4SF18
Product: transmembrane 4 L six family member 18
Cellular component (GO): membrane
Source: RefSeq, a predicted model, not a curated record
UAAGAGCACCGCAUUCCUUUGGCACAGGAUGAAGACCAGCUCAGCUCUUGGGCCGUUUGUCUAUUGUUCUCCAAACAGUAAACCACUAUUUCCACACCGAGAGACCGCGGGGGGCAGUUCUGUCCAAGCCCUGGGCUCCUCCUGAAUAUGAACUGAAGGGUGACCCAGAAAAGGGUUCUGAGCAGGGUAAAAUGGGGUCUCGGAAAUGUGGAGGCUGCCUGAGUUGUCUGCUGAUUCCGCUUGCACUUUGGAGUAUAAUUGUGAACAUACUAUUGUAUUUCCCGAAUGGGCAAACUUCCUAUGCAUCCAGCAAUAAACUCACCAACUACGUGUGGUAUUUUGAAGGAAUCUGUUUCUCAGGUAUCAUGAUGCUCAUAGUAGCUGCAGUUCUUCUUGUCCUGGAGAGCGAUAACAACUAUAAAUGUUGCCAGAGUGAAAACUGCAGCAAAAAGUACAUGGCACUGCUGUCGAUGAUCUUUUCUGCCCUUGGAAUUGCUUUCUCUGGAUACUGCCUGGGCAUAUCUGCUUUGGGCCUUCUUCAGGGCCCUUACUGCCGCACUCUCGAGGGCUGGGGGUAUGCCUUUGAAGGCACCGCAGGACGUUUCCUUACAGAUUCCAGCAUAUGGAUCCAGUGCCUGGAACCUGCACAUAUAGUGGAGUGGAACAUCAUUUUAUUUUCCAUUCUCAUAGCUCUCAGUGGGCUUCAGGUGAUUGUCUGCCUCAUCAGAGUAGUCAUGCAGUUAUCCAGGAUGCUGUGUGGAACCUAUUCAGUCAUCAUACAGCCUGGAAUCAUUUGAUUAAGGACAGGAAUAUUUUUCUUUAUCAAGAUAUGGCCAUCUGCCUAUGUCUACUGUAUAGACUUGAAGACAAUAUUCAAAUGAGGAUAUUUUCUCCAGCUGUUUAUUGUCCUCACUGGAAAUGCCAAUUAUGUGACCCUUCCGUUUAGAAUUUUUUCCUAAGCUAUAUGUGUCAAGAUCUUCAGAAAUGUUCAUACCUUCUGAUCAAACAAAUUCAAUUUCAAUCAUCUAAACUAUGAAAAUAAAUAAGAAUACAAACUAUAACUUUAUGCAAAUACACAUAUUUGAACAUUAUUUAAUAUUCUGGAAAAUUAUAAAUACCCCAAAACUCUAACUUUUAGGCAAAAGAUUAAAUAAAGUGUGGUACAUUAGUUAUAAUAUUGUGCAGGCAUUACAAAUGAUAUUUUAAAGAUUAUGACUAUUGCUAUAUGAAAAAGCAGAUUACAAAUUUAUGUUUACAAUAUAAGCAUAAUUAUCUAAAACAAAAACAAACCAACAAACAAAACCAAAUAAUCAAAAUAUAGACCUGGAGAUCAUCAUUCUAAGUGAAGUAAGCCAGAAAGAGAAAGAAAAAUGUCAUUUGAUAUCGCU